Molecule: messenger RNA, 870 nt
Organism: Exophiala aquamarina CBS 119918
Lineage: Eukaryota; Fungi; Ascomycota; Eurotiomycetes; Chaetothyriales; Herpotrichiellaceae
Exons: 3
Coding region: 1-870 (289 amino acids)
Source: RefSeq, a predicted model, not a curated record
AUGACUUCAGAAAGCGAUCUUCGAGUGUCAACACUGUUCGAUUUCCGCGACUAUGUCGUGCUUGUCACUGGUGGAGCGAGCGGAUUGGGAGAGAUGGCAUCACAGGGUUUCGUUCAAAAUGGAGCCAGAGUCAUCAUCGCAAGCCGGAAAGAAGCCGAAUUGAGGAAUACUGCCGACAGGUUGAAUAAAAUCGGCCCAGGCAAAGCCGAGUACAUUGUCGCCGACCUCAAGGACAAAGCCGGAGUUGAACAUCUGGUCGAAGAAGUCAAGAAACGGACAGAUCGAGUGACAGUCCUGGUCAACAAUACUGGCGUAACGUGGGGAGCUCCGUAUGAUGACUUUCCAGAAAGUGGAUGGGACAAAAUCAUGGCCUUGAAUGUCAAGUCGAUUUUCUACACGACUCAAGGACUACAGCCACUCCUUUCGAAAGGAACCAACGCCGAUAAGCCCUCAAGGGUAAUCAAUAUUGCGUCGAUGGCUGGUAUCGCAACCUCAGAUGUCACGUCAGGCGACGAUGGUGGGCUUGCGGCGCCAGGACAUGGAACUUUUAGCUAUGGGCCUUCGAAAGCAGCUUGCAUUCACUUGAGCAAGAUCCAAGCAUCGAAACUUGCCCCGUUGAACAUCAUGGUGAACUGCGUGUGCCCUGGCGUAUUUCCAUCACGAAUGACAGCUUUCGGCAUCGAUAAAUUCAUCGAUACGAUCUUGGAAAGACAGCCUACUGGACGAGUAGGCAAACCGUCUGAUUUUGCAGGAUUGAUUCUCUUCCUCAGCAGCUCGGGGUCUGCCCACAUGACAGGCAACGUGCUUGAGAUCGAUGGAGGAAGUACACUUAGCGGAUGGAGAAGCAGCAAGAAAGGAAGCAACCUAUAG